This is a messenger RNA of Rattus rattus (black rat), 4415 nucleotides long. It is a transcript of the gene Scai, whose product is annotated as suppressor of cancer cell invasion. The record is from RefSeq and is a predicted model, not a curated record. Bases 98 to 1918 code for a protein of 606 amino acids. The transcript is spliced from 18 exons. Gene Ontology annotation, molecular function: transcription corepressor activity. Gene Ontology annotation, biological process: DNA-templated transcription. Gene Ontology annotation, cellular component: nucleus. NCBI's taxonomy places the organism in Eukaryota, Metazoa, Chordata, Mammalia, Rodentia, Muridae.
CCUCCCGUCUCUCCGCCUACUCCAGCCUCCGCCGCUUCAGCUUCCCGAGCGAGCCCUGCGGCCGCCGGAGCAUCUCCCGCGGCGGAGCAGGAGCCGGAUGGUCAGAGGCGCCCGGCAGUCCCAGCAGCCGCGGAGUCGCCUGGCCCCCAGACUGUCUGGCACAGUGGAGAAACCACCUCGAAAACGGAAAAGCAGGACUGAAUUUACUCUUAAAGAAACCAUGUCCUCUGGAGGUGCUGAAGAUGAUAUCCCACAGGGAGAGAGGAAGACAGUUACAGAUUUCUGUUAUCUUUUGGAUAAAUCCAAGCAACUGUUUAAUGGCUUAAGAGAUUUGCCUCAGUAUGGACAGAAGCAGUGGCAGUCCUACUUCGGAAGAACUUUUGAUGUUUACACCAAACUCUGGAAAUUCCAGCAGCAGCAUCGACAAGUCUUGGAUAAUCGGUAUGGCUUGAAGCGGUGGCAAAUAGGGGAAAUCGCUUCCAAGAUCGGGCAGCUGUAUUACCACUAUUAUUUACGAACUUCUGAGACCAGUUAUUUGAAUGAGGCUUUCUCCUUCUACUCUGCAAUCAGACAGAGGUCAUACUACUCUCAAGUCAACAAAGAGGACAGGCCUGAGUUGGUUGUUAAGAAACUCCGAUACUAUGCAAGAUUUAUAGUAGUUUGUCUUCUUCUUAAUAAAAUGGACGUUGUGAAAGACCUGGUAAAGGAAUUGUCUGAUGAAAUUGAAGAUUAUACUCAUCGCUUUAAUACUGAAGAUCAAGUUGAGUGGAACCUGGUGCUCCAAGAGGUAGCAGCAUUCAUUGAGGCAGACCCUGUGAUGGUGUUAAAUGAUGAUAAUACCAUUGUUAUCACAUCCAAUCGCCUUGCUGAGACAGGAGCCCCCUUGCUGGAGCAAGGCAUGAUAGUGGGACAGUUGUCUCUGGCUGAUGCACUCAUCAUUGGUAAUUGUAACAAUCAGGUCAAAUUCAGUGAAUUAACUGUUGACAUGUUCCGGAUGUUGCAAGCCUUGGAGAGGGAGCCAAUGAAUUUAGCUUCCCAGAUGAAUAAGCCGGGAAUACAGGAGCCAGCUGACAAGCCUACCAGACGAGAAAACCCACACAAGUAUCUACUCUACAAACCGACCUUCAGCCAACUGUAUACAUUCUUAGCAGCGUCUUUUAAGGAGCUGCCUGCCAAUAGUGUGCUUCUGAUUUACCUGUCAGCCACUGGCGUUUUCCCCACAGGUCGUUCUGAUGGUGAAGGUCCUUAUGACUUUGGAGGUGUACUUACUAAUAGUAACCGGGACAUUAUCAAUGGAGAUGCAAUCCACAAACGAAAUCAGUCUCACAAAGAAAUGCACUGCCUUCAUCCUGGAGAUCUGUAUCCAUUCACAAGGAAACCCCUGUUCAUCAUUGUGGACUCCUCCAAUAGUGUUGCCUACAAGAAUUUUACAAAUUUGUUUGGACAGCCACUCGUCUGCCUUCUUUCUCCCACGGCAUAUCCAAAAGCUUUGCAAGAUCAGUCUCAGCGAGGUAGCCUCUUCACGCUCUUUUUGAACAAUCCUCUAAUGGCCUUCCUAUUUGUGUCUGGAUUGUCAAGCAUGCGUAGAGGCCUGUGGGAAAAGUGUCAAGAAUAUCUUCGAAAAAUCAACCGUGAUAUUGCCCAGCUACUGACCCAUUCACGUUCAAUAGAUCAGGCCUUCCUCCAGUUUUUUGGAGAUGAAUUUCUUCGAUUGCUUCUCACAAGGUUUGUCUUCUGUUCAGCCACCAUGAGGAUGCAUAAGGCCUUUCGGGAAACUCGAAAUUACCCAGAAUCCUAUCCACAACUGCCAAGGGAUGAAACUGUGGAGAAUCCUCACCUUCAGAAGCACAUUUUGGAAUUGGCCUCCAUUCUGGAUGUUCGAAACAUCUUCUUUGAGAAUUCUAUGGAUGACUAUUAAACCCUCCUGUUUAACAGUUUUUCAUUUUCCACAGAUUUUAAAUGGUGCAGUUUUUUAAUGUAAUGACAGAGACAUAGUGUGUUACUUGGUUUUUAUUUUUGGAUUUAGGAACCACCAUUUUAAAAGCAAACUGAAAAAAAAGUUCAAACUUUUAGGGUAACUUUUAAAAUAUAAUCUUUCAAGUCUUUUAAAGUCUCAAUCUUGAAAUUUUUAAUUUUUGGUUUUGACAUCAGAUACUUACCUCCAACAUCUACCCCCACACUCAAAUAGUUACUAUUGCCACCUUUAGAAGAACAUUGUGUUUAUUUUUACAUAAUAAGGGCAAUCUGUAAGUUACACAUGGACCUUUAAAUGUCUGGAUUCGGGAAAUACCUAAUUGUUCAUAGUGGUGAACAAUGGCCACAUGGACUGCUGAGAACCGAGAGCAGAGCCCUUCUGCGGAGUUUCUUUCACUACACACUAAUAGGAAAAUAAGUUACUCUCUGAUGUGCAACUGAUGUCUUUAGAUUUCUUAAUUUCAUUAAAUGUCAAAUUUUUAGAACCUGUUUAGAAUUGGUUUGCAUCUGGAAAUUAAAUCUUAAAUUGGAACUUUAAGAUGACAGAUAUUACUUAGAAUGUGAGUACUAUUAUAUUUGUUUGCAUAUUUUACUUUCUUUAUGGUCUUUGAAUGCUAAAAUGCAAAGGAAAAUACUUUUAAAAUAUUUUAGACAAAUAUCAACUAAUUAGGUUUUCUUUUGCCGUUUGUUUGUCAAGUCAUUGGUUUCAUAAUCCUGUGAUGUCUCCAGUAGGAUUUCUACGCAGACUCUUCGUUGAUUGGUUUUAAACAAUGUUUUCAUCAGUUCCUUGGUAUACUCAUUGCACAAUUUCUAAUCUUUUCUUCAUAUUCAAAUUUCCAAGGCAUCGAUGUUAGAGAGACUGUCAGUUUGAGUUGAGGAUAACUGGGUGUUAAGAAAGUAAAUUGUGAGUUAAUUUUGCUUUGACAAUUUGGAAGUAAGAUAUUAAAACUCCCUGUGUUUUGUUAUUUUCUAUUCAUGCACAAGAUGUUUCAUUAUUUUAAAUAGGACUCAGUAUGUAUAUAAAGAUUUUUGUAUGUUCUUCCCCUCCAUCUCCUUAAUAAUCUCAAAGGUACUAGCUGUGAAGGUUUUUCCUUCCCAGCCUCUUGGGGUUGCAUGGCAUUUAAAUUUAGAAAUCUGUGAAUUGUAAGCCUUCUGCCUAUGUUCAUGGUCUACCCCUGACAGUUCCUGGAGAAAUGGGGUGGUUGUUUUCAGAUCUCUUUCCUGUGUCCCUAAGGAAAUUUUUGAUGUGGUAUUUUAACCUGUUACUCUCGCUAGCGCAUCUCAUGGGUGUAAGUUGUAGCCGUAUGUGCUCCAGUGCACUGACUUUGUGAAGUCCAGAUUAUGGUUGGGUCAGGGACUUAGGACGUUUCAUUUGCUUUUAAAAUUGUGUGUUCUUUCAGACAGUAUUUUUAAAAGCUUAGAAAAAGGUUAAUCUGGAAAGAGCCCUUCCAGACAGAGUUUUCUUUUUUAAAAGGCCUGCUUCCAUUUGUCUGCAAAUCAUGAUUUUCCUUUUUUUAACUAUCCUCUUGAAAUGUAGCAGUAAAUGGUCAUUAGCUGUCUGGCCUCUGGCCCUAUUCCCUUAAGUACUGACCAACAACGCACACUUCCCUGUUCCCUGACCUGCGUUUUAUUCUUUUUUGCUAAGCAUAAGGACCACUGGUUUCAGAAGCAAGAAGUCUUGAGUUCUAAUCCUGGCUUUUCUAGUAACUAGUAUGAUGUCCUUUAGCAAAUAGUUUCACAGUCCUGCUUUUUUAGCACUCUUCCAUAUAAAAUAGAGCAACUCACCUAAGAUCCUAUUUCUGUCUGUAAUUCUACAGUUGGGAGCCUUGGUUCCAAAAAUGUUGAUUUCCUCCCCAUUGCUUCCAGAAAGGUUGAAUUAUGUGGUUCUAACACUAUAACAUCCUUUCUACAUCAUGUGCUAAGAUGGUUCAAACAAACCAAAAACUUCUGGGUCCUACUGAGCUGUUUUGAAGCUUGCUUAACGUGACUGUCCUGGAGAAAUUAGACCUUCCAUGGUCAGAAAAAGGUGUAUGUUAGAGAUCAUAGUAUAAAACUAGAUUACAACAUGGGUUCUUAAACUAAUAGUAAUGCAGUUCCUAACUAGUGGACCAAAACCGAGGCUGUAGCUUCACAGUAGAGCAUUUAGUUAGUAUUCAGAAAUCCUGUUUGGUCUCCAUUACUAGGGGGGAAAAAUUUUAAAGAAAGAAAUCAAUUUUGAGCUGGGUAUGGUGAUACAUGCCUUUAAUCUCAGUGCAUAGGAGGCUAAGGCAAGAAGUUUGCAAGGUCAGAACUAACCUAGAUUAUAUAGCAAAAGUGCAUCUCAAAAAUAAUUGUUAAGAGAUCUGGAAUCUUUUGAGAGCAAAGCUGUUGUAGGAAAUUUGAAACAUUUUUUUAAAAAAUCUUUGCCUUUAAAAAUAAAAACAAAUGUGUCACACAUAUCA